Messenger RNA from Gadus chalcogrammus (walleye pollock), 2073 nucleotides. RefSeq names its product family with sequence similarity 221 member A (gene fam221a). The record is from RefSeq and is a predicted model, not a curated record. The coding region runs from base 24 to 890 and encodes 288 amino acids. NCBI's taxonomy places the organism in Eukaryota, Metazoa, Chordata, Actinopteri, Gadiformes, Gadidae. The transcript has 7 exons.
CAAAUAGCUCGGUUUUAUGAAGAAUGGAGAAGAUAAAGAUUGAUAAGAAAGCGUCGCAAUCAUUGGAUAAAUAUUUGGAAUACAGAAGGAUUGUGGGUGAUGAGGAUGGAGGUACACUAUUCACUCCGGCACAAUAUGAGCAGUACAAGAAGAGGGUUGUUCCUCAGAGGAUGAACAACAGACUCUAUGUGAGCUUCGGGGUACCAGGAGAAGGACUAGAGUGCAAGCUGGUCGGACCUGAGACUCAAUGCUUCUGCUCCCACAGAUACAAGCAGCACAAGACAGACUUUGAAGUGCUUUCGUCGGGGGCCCCUCUAGCCCUGCCUUGCCAGGUUAAGGGUUGCCGGUGUACAGCCUACCAAUAUGUUGCCCUCAGCGGCUCUCGGCCGGUUCGCUGCAGGUGUAAACACACGGCAGAGGAUCACAGUGAGGCCGGCAGACAUUUUUGCAACAUGUGCUCUUCCUGUUCUGGGUUCCAGAGCCCCUACACCUGUGGUUGUGGCCAGCCCAGCUACGCCCACCACACACUGGUGGAGACCAGGCAGCAGAGGCUGGCUGAGGGGAAGCCGGUGGGGAGGGAUGUUCCCUACAAGGCCAUGGGGGGCCUGACAGGCUUCAGUUCUCUGGCUGAUGGUUACCUCCGGCUGGAUGCCCACCAGGGUCCAGAAACACAGUCCGCAUCAGAGACGAGGAGGGAAGAAGAGGAUGACAUGGCGUACUUUGAGAGGCGGUACCAGGAGCGGUUGAAGGCUGACAAAAUAUCCAAAGGUCUGAGGAUCAAAGAUGUGCGUCAACCAUCUAGAAUUACGGUCAGUACGGGACAAACAGAUGACCAUGGCCCAGCUGACCUCUAUUCAAACAUCCAGCAGACUAAUGGCUGUGGGCAUUGACAUUUACCAUGUCAAACUGGUCACAGCCUUGGAAAUAAAUGAAGAUCAAAACACUUAGCAAUACUAAUGCUACUUGACCUCAGUGCUGCAUUCGACACUGUACACCAUACAUUACUUCUGGAAAGGUUAGAAAACUGGGUGGGGCUUUCAGGCACUGUCUUAAAUUGGUUCAGGUCCUACCUACAAAAUAGAAACUACUUUGUUUCCAUUGGCGACUUUGUAUCAGAAUCAACCAACGUGACAUGUGGAGUCCCUCAAGGUUUGAUCUUAGGACCCUCUUUAUUUAACAUCUACAUGCUCCCACUAGGGCAAAUCAUGCAAAAUAACAAUAUUGACCAUCAUUGCUAUGCUGAUGACACGCAAAUCUAUGUAUCGCUAUCACCAAAUGACUAUCAGCCCAUAGAUCUGCUGUGCCAGUGCAUUGAGCAAGUGAAGGAAUGGAUGUGCCGAAAUUUCCUUCAGCUAAAUGAGGACAAAACAGAGAUAAUUGUAUUUGGUUCUAAAACGGAAAGGCUUAAAGUAGCCCAACACCUUCACUCUCUGUCCCUGAAAACCUCAAUCAAAGCCAGAAAUCUAGGGGUUAUCAUGGAUUCAGAUUUACAUUUUGACAGUCACAUCAAAUCAGUUACAAAAUCGGCAUAUUAUCACCUUAAAAAUGUAGCAAGACUCAGAAUGCUGCUGCUAGAGUUCUAACAAAGACCAAAAAAUUUGAUCAUAUUACACCAAUUCUGAAAUCGUUACAUUGGCUUCCUGUAGGUCAGAGAAUUGAUUUUAAAAUCAUGUUGCUUACCUAUAAAUCCCUACAUGGUUUAGGCCCAAAAUAUUUAACUGAUAUGCUUCCACUACAUCAGCCUUUUAGACCACUAAGAAGCUCUGAGACCAAUCUGUUAAUUAUCCCCAGAGUAAACACAAAACAUGGGAAAGCAGGAUUUAGUUACUAUGCAACAAAUAGCUGGAAUAAACUCCAGCUUUUAAGACUUGCCCCAACUCUGAGCACCUUUAAAACAAGACUGAAGACUUUUAUGUUUGCUAUAGCUUUCUGCUAAAUCUUAAAUACAUUGCACUUUCUAAAAAAGCUUUUUUAACUUUGCCUUUAUUUUCUAUUUUAAUACUAAAAUGCAUUUUUAACUUUCUAUUUUUUGCAUAUGUUUUUCUUUUACUUACCUAUUAUUUUAUUUAAUUG